AUGCCGCGGUCGAAGCCCAAAGAAGAAGCGCCAACGGUCUCACGGCGCCGCAGCAUGAGAAUUACGACCGCAACGCCCGAUCCGACACCGCCCAGAACGUCAAGGCUCAAAUCUGAAGCGCCGGAGAAAGCAAAGAAGGCGUCGAAGAACAUCGAGAAGGUCGAGGAGAAGCCCUCCCGCCGUCGCACCCGCUCGGUCAUCAAGCCGGCGGUGGCCAUCCGGGAGGAGGAGGAGGAGCAUGAAGAGGAGGAAAAGCCUGUGGUCCCGCGCAAGGUGCCCAAGCUCGUCUACCGACGCUCGGCCAUCAACCGGAUCGAGGCCGCCAAGGAAUGUGGGCAGGAGACCCCGAAAACGCCGAUCGCCCGGCUGCGCAUCCGCCGAUCCGCCUUGGUGACGCCAGCAGUGAAGAAGCUGGUCGUGGAAAGCUCGGACGACGAUUCAAGCAGUGACCAGGACAGUGAAGACGAUUUCCAGGAUGCCGAAGCGUCGGGUCUGACGGAAAAGGCGUCGGAAGAGGAGGAAAAUGGCGAGGACACGGAUGAGGACUCACUUGGCGAUGAGCCGGAACCGGCGACGAGUGCCGUAUUCAAGCUGGAUCCGGCGGUGAAGUCGUUGAAGGGGCGUGAGGGCGAGUUUGACCAGGUGUGCACCGGGGUGGCCAAGGCCAUGAAGAAGCACCGGCCCGUCACCUUCUACCUCUCCGGCUUGCCGGGAACGGGCAAAACCGCGACGAUGAAGCUGGUGCUGAAGGCGUUGGCGCCCUGUACGAAUUCGGUGCUGAUCAACUGCGCUUCCGUUUCGUCGAUGAAAGACGUCGUGACGAGGGUGUGCAAUGUUGAUGGAAAGACGCCGCUGAGGGGUCGUGCCCUCAACAUCCAGACGUAUGCCGACAAGCUGAGACGACCACUGCUAGUAAUUCUCGAUGAGAUCGACCACCUGAAGAAGCAGGCCGAUUUGUACUCGGUGUUUCGUUGGCCCCAAGAAGUCUCCUGGAAAUUGAUUGUCAUUGGUAUCGCCAACUCGAUCGACUUGACGGAAAGGCUGUUGCCCAAGCUGAAGCUGACCAUCGAGCCGGUGAAGAUCCCCUUCAAGCCCUACGACGCCAAGCAGAUGAAGGAGAUUAUCACCGACAAGAUGAGGGCGGGUGAAGGGGCUGAUGACGGCGGAAACGACGAGAAUCGCAAGGAGGAGGACAGGGCCAUCGAGUUCUGUGCCCGAAAGGUGGCGGGGGUGCGCGGCGAUGUGCGGCUGGCCUGGCACGUCAUGAAACAAGUCAAGGCUGGAAAUACGCCGGUGACGCCGCGCGAGGUGCUGCGCGUCGUCAACGACACGUACUCGUCGCCCAUGGCCAAGACCAAGCUCACCCUGCAAUCCCGCCUCCUGCUCGCUGUCUGCCUGCGAAUGAGCACCAACAAAAAGACGUCGCUCACCCGAUUCGCCCUGUUCAACGCGUACCACAAGGCGUGUGCCGCGUGCAAGCUGUCUGCCCUCGGCGACGACGAGCUCGAGACGGUGCUCGACAACAUUGCCGUCCACUCAAUGCGCCCGUUGACCGACGAAGAGUCCGAGGCCGUCUUCGCAAAAUUGGCCCAUUAUAUUGGGGACAACGUGCAGCUACUCGUCGAUCGAAGCGACGGCGAGUAUUGCUUCCGGCUACACAAAGAGCGCAUCUACUAUUGCAGCGAGUUUUUACUCAAAAAGGCAUCCUGCAUCGCGCGCGAGCCCCUGCUCUCCUUUGGCACCUGUCUCGGAAAAUUCACAAAAUCCAAAAAGUUCCAUCUUCACAUCACCGCGCUCGACUACCUUGGGCCCUACUCGAAGUGGCGUGUGUGGCUGAAGCCGAACGCAGAGCAGCAAUUCCUCUACGGCAACAACGUGCUCAAGUCUGGUAUCGCCCGUAUGACCGAGGGAACGCCGGCGCAUCAGGGCGUCGUCGUGUUCAGCAUGAAUGAUACGCCGCUUGGGUUCGGCGUGACAGCCAAGGGAACCGCAGAUUGCAAGCGCGCCGACCCUACCGCCAUCGUGCUCCUUCAUCAAGCCGACCUUGGCGAAUAUCUCCGAAACGAAAGCUUCCUCACC
Molecule: messenger RNA, 2079 nt
Organism: Mesorhabditis spiculigera
Lineage: Eukaryota; Metazoa; Nematoda; Chromadorea; Rhabditida; Rhabditidae
Source: the annotation of a GenBank genome assembly